GGUUUUCUGAAAUAUGUGAAUGAACCCAAGACAGAGACAGAGUUGAUCAUAAUGAGUCUUCAGUCUGAGUGAUAACCGAGAGAAAUCAUGCAGCAUCAGAAUGGCAUCCAGAUCUAAAUGUCCUGUGAGGUGCUCAGUCUCAGACCGGAGAUAUUCAGAAGCUGUGGAGGCGCUGAUGUCCAUGAACCUCCAGCAGAGAGCGUCCUCUGAUGUGUGUGAAGACCCCCAGCAGUCCAGCACACAGGUUAUGUCAUGCAUGACUCCACCGUCCAGCCCGGACAGCGACCCGCACCCGGGGUCAGAGGUCACGGCUUCACCCGAGGCCAGAUCUCAAGCGGUCAGCGUGAUCCGGCACACGUCAGACGCCGACCGUGCUCCGCUCAGACCUCCAGCAGAUCUCCCAUCAGCCCCUGCUGCAGUCUUCCAGAUGCUUCCGGUGCCAGCGAGCUCCGGCUCUCCUCCGGCAUCGGUGCUGUUCGUGGCCGAAUCUUCAGUCCUGGUGAUUCUGCCCCCUAAACUAACAUCCACAGCACCUUCACUGGGUCUGAAGUUCCCCGCCAUCGCUCCGGCUCCGGUCCGAGACUCGUCCGCAAACAGAGCCGCGUCUGGAGCCGUCCCAUCACGGCCCCGUGAUCACAUCUGCACCCAUCCCGACUGUGGGAAGACGUACUUCAAAAGCUCCCACCUGAAAGCACACCUGAGGACACACACAGGUGAGAAGCCGUUCAGGUGCUGCUGGGACGGCUGUUUGCGGCGGUUUGCCAGAUCUGAUGAACUGUCUCGUCAUCGGCGCUCUCACACAGGAGAGAAGCGCUUCUCCUGUCCCGUUUGCCACAGCCGCUUUGUGCGGAGCGACCACCUGGCAAAACACACACGCCGUCAUCUAACCGCCCGGAGAACGCCGCUGUGGCAGAAGGAGGUUUACCGUCUUCACAACAUCAGAAACCUGCAGCCUCUGGCUCCUAAAACUGAGAGCUGACGGGUCCUUCACAGCUUCACCUUUAACUGUUUAUGUAUAUAUAUAUAUAUAUAUGCACUACUGUUCCAAAGUUUGGAAUCAUUAGGACUUUUUAAAAAUGUUUUUGAUAUGUUUGCUGCAUUUGUUUAUUAAAAAAAUACAGUAAAAUCAGCAAUAUUGUGAAAUAUUAUUAGAGUUUUAAACAACUGUUUUCUGUGUGAAUCUCUGUUAAACUGUAAUUUAUUUCUGUGAUGCACAGCUGAAUUUUCAGCUUCAGUCUUCAGUGUCACAUGAUCAUCAGAAAUCAAAAAUAUCAAAAAUAUAUUUUUUUUGUGGAAACUUUGACUAUUAAAGGAACAGCAUUUCUUAGAAACCGAAACGUUUGGGAUUUCUGAAGAUCAUGUGACACUGAAGACUGGAGGAAUGAUGCUGGAAAAAAUACAUCAGGAAAAGUUCAUUUAAACUUUAAAGUUCAUACUUCAGAAAUCGUUCU
Messenger RNA from Carassius auratus (goldfish), 1451 nucleotides. RefSeq names its product Krueppel-like factor 10. Gene Ontology annotation, molecular function: DNA-binding transcription factor activity, RNA polymerase II-specific; RNA polymerase II cis-regulatory region sequence-specific DNA binding. The transcript has 4 exons. Bases 101 to 979 code for a protein of 292 amino acids. NCBI's taxonomy places the organism in Eukaryota, Metazoa, Chordata, Actinopteri, Cypriniformes, Cyprinidae. Gene Ontology annotation, biological process: regulation of transcription by RNA polymerase II. The record is from RefSeq and is a predicted model, not a curated record.